Molecule: messenger RNA, 1940 nt
Organism: Schistosoma curassoni
Lineage: Eukaryota; Metazoa; Platyhelminthes; Trematoda; Strigeidida; Schistosomatidae
Source: the annotation of a GenBank genome assembly
CUUUGUCCUAUGUCAGUUGCCUCGCCUAGAUUGAGCACACCAACUAGAAGAAAUCAGAGAUGUAGUCUACAUUCUAAUGAAUAUAUCAUCAUCUCCAGGACCAGGAAUGCUUUCUGAGUUAAAACAAAAUUCGUCGUUACUUAGACCUCUAGUCAUUAUUCUUACAGAGAUCGAAUCCAUCCCUGUUCAGGUUUUAUGUGAUUUCAUCGAGCUGACUUCUCUUUAUGUGGCCGGUCAGAUUAGAGGUCGUUCUUGUUCAUUACCAAUAACUUUUGUUUUCGGUUUGUCUACAAUUCCUGAGAUUGGAUUUGAACCACGUUUUAGUGCAUCCAUACUAAGCCGAUUAACAAUUCGACGUUUUUCUGUUCCUUCACCGUCAGCUUUCUUAAAUGUUGUGUUAAAGGAAAUUAUACAAUUUCCUGGAUUACAUCCAACUUAUUCUGUAUUAAAUUAUUUAAUGGAUGGAUUAUUUCUCUGUUUAGAUUAUUCGGUGAAAAAUUUCUUACAACGUUUAAAAUUUUGCAUGUUAGAACAUUAUUUGAAAACACCACAUCCUGAAUUGUUACAAUCAACGGAGUUAGCGUACAAAUAUCUGACAUCAAUAAAUUCUAGAGAUUUAGCUAAAAUUAUCACAUUGGAUUAUCCUUCAUUAGCAAAUUGUGUUGUGGAUAAUACAACAACUUCAACUCCUACUGUCAGUCAUCCUACACUUCCUAUUGUUAAUAACUCAUCUCCACAAACUGCACAACAAACAGCGCAUAGACUUGUCAACAAGAUUGUAGAACAUUUAGAAAACCAUUUAAAAUUACAAUAUUUAAUUCCAUAUGUAUUGAAUUGGUUGUUGAUUAUUAUAACACCAUUAUCGGCUCGACCUUUGGGUAAAAAUAUUGGAGAUUUAUACCGUUUAUGGUUGAAAAAUGGUUUAGUCAAUGCAGAAGAAUUCAACUUGACAAUCAAUCUUCUAGGUGGAGUGCCCAAAGAACAUUUAUUGAAUUCUGUACAAGAUGCUUAUGAUUAUCUACUGAAAGAAUCUACUUCUUUAAUUCAGACGCAAAAUCCAACUUCACUAUGGUGGUCGUCGUCUACCUUAUCAGAAGGUAGAAAAUGUUUGAAUAAUUUAGCUGACUCAACCCUGUCUUGGCAUACAAAACUAUCCAUGGCUUGUCAAGAAGCAUCGACGAAUAAACAACUGUCACAGUGCCAUCAAGAACAGUCUACCGAUAAUGACACGUUGACAAUAACAGCUGCGACUUCUUUCAAUAAUCAGGAUACUGUACCAGUUAAACCCGUUGAAUUCAAUACAAAAAGAAAGAUAAGUUUACGUAAUUUACGUCAGGUUAGUGGUAGUUUCAUCUUAUUAUUUACUUUGUAUCAUCAAUAACUAUGUACUACUACAUUAUAUCAGUUGAUUAUUAAUUGAUUAGACUAAUCUUGAAACAUUCACUUCCGGCUGACAAGUUUCAAAUAAGAUUAAAUGUGUAUCCUGAAUUCUACUGUUAGCCACUAUCCAUCUCUGCUUAAAGUUCACUUUAAUGGUUUGAUCACGUUUUUUCUUUUUCGCAUGUGAUGUGUUAUCCCAGUGUGGAUGUGUUUUGUAUUGAUUCUAAACUAUGCAUUUAUUGUUGCUGACUAUACAAUUGCGUAAAAGGAGACAGAAAUGUUAUCACAGUUGUUGAUGAUAUAACAUUUUACAAUGAAUAAUAAUGGUUUUUUAAUGUGAUAAAGUUCUUUAAACUAGGUGGUUCACUUGUGGAGCUUUUAUUUUCGUUCUAAUCGAUGUAAAUUAUACCUACAUCAUGUGAACUUCCUAGUUAUAGUGCACAAGUGUUAAAUCAGUUCAUUCUUGUGGUCUUAUUUGGGAUUCGCUGUUUUCAUAUAUAUUUUUAAAAUCUACAUUUAUCCUUGUGUUCCUGUUAAAUAACUUGUAUGGUUGACCUCUG